Molecule: messenger RNA, 3843 nt
Organism: Monomorium pharaonis (pharaoh ant)
Lineage: Eukaryota; Metazoa; Arthropoda; Insecta; Hymenoptera; Formicidae
Product: G-protein coupled receptor Mth2
Exons: 6
Coding region: 1851-3692 (613 amino acids)
Biological process (GO): G protein-coupled receptor signaling pathway; cell surface receptor signaling pathway
Cellular component (GO): membrane
Molecular function (GO): G protein-coupled receptor activity
Source: RefSeq, a predicted model, not a curated record
UUUAAAUUUAAUUUUUUCAAUAAGAAACGAAGCGUAAAGAGGAUACGCGCGAGGCCUUUUCCUAAACCCAUCUUUCACAUUCUAUAUCUGCAUCCUUUAUCAUCACCAUUUAAAAGAUUGACCCAUUAGGAUUAUAAACAAUUAGGACUCUAUAAGUUUUAAAGCAAACCGCUUUUAUUUUAGGCCAAAAGAUUUCAAUAAGAUAAUAAAAUAUAAUAAAUUAUUUGCAUAGAAAAGCUGACAUUUUUGCAAAAAAUUAUUAUAUACAUAUAAAAGAAUGUAACAGAAGUGUGCACGGUGCGUGAUUACGAUUAUCGUUACUUUUACGAAAUUAGCGAUUAUUCAAAUAUAUGAUUUCGAUGAUAAUAUGAAAACAAAUAGAAAGUUUAUCAGAAUGAACAAUAUCUGUCCUCUAGCGUCUCCAUACGUACUACGUUCGAAUAACCACAAAUAUUUUCUCAUCCGAUACGCGAGAGAUUCUUGAAAUGAGAUUCGAAUAAUGAGGAAAUAUACGAAUUAAUCUUAUAAAUUGAUUUAUUUUUUCGGUAACUUUGCUUCAAUACUCUUGUAUGUCUACAAAAUAAUUGGAGAAAUAAAAUUAUGUAUAAAAAGAAUCAUAUAUAUAAUUCCAUUUUAAAAAUUAAAAUAAAAAAAAGAUAGAUAAGAUAUGCAUAUAUACAUAUAUAUUGCAUAUAUACAUAUAUAUUGUCUAAACUAGUCAAACAUACCAACUUUAAAAGAUUGUCGGUUUCACUUUUCAUUAUGUGUGCGUAAAUUCCCAGCACGAUAAAUUGCUUUUCUUUAAUGUCGUUAACAGCUUGUCUCAAUCAGUAGUUCUGUUUUGUCGUUUGCCGGAGUAUAAUCGUGCGCUAUCAUUUGCCAGAAAGUGAAUCGCGAAAUUCAACAUUAGAGUGUUAGCUUUACUAUUCUAUCUGUUAUCAUAUUCAGCACGCUUCAGUCAUAAUUAUUACAAAUAAUAGUGUCAACAUUACGAUUAUAUGUGAAUCGGAUUUGAACAUAUUUAUCGAAAAAAACUAUACGAUCGACAACGAGAACUGCGGAAAAUCUUAAUGCUAAUGUUAUUGUGCUAUAUAUACUUGAUAUCUUCACCGAGAACUAUGUGGAAAGGCAUGCAAUUUAUCUCUGAUUAACGUGACCUCGGUCUAUGACUUUGUAUUAACAAAGUAUUAAUGUCUUGAACAAGUAGCAUUUUAAUUUCCUUAUUCUUAAUUCUUCUUAACUUUAAGAUUAAACAAAACAUGUCUUAUUCUUAGGAUUUCUUAUUUAUCUUUAUUCUAUCCUAAUGUAUACACGUAUAAAAAAAGAUGUCAUUUUAAAAAUGAUCCAUGAUCUUGAAGAUAAUGAUGUUAAGAAUACAGAGGUUUUAUCGCUCAAGUAAAUCAUAAUUGACAAGAUGAAAGCUUACAUUAUAUAGAUGAUUGGAUUAUAUCGAUAUUGCUCAACAAGAAUAAAAAGCUACAAAUGCAUUUUGUACGAUAACGAUGCCGUAUUAGUUGUGCGACUUUGUAAUGGUGUAUACAUAAAAUGAUGUGACUUCUUAUUUUCUGUUAUUAUAUUAUAAGUGAGGAAGAAUGUGCUGUCCCCCAAGAUAAAAUCACGCACUAUGAGGUGAAAUCAGUGCAUCUUUAGAGGAUUCAAUAAAAGGAUCAAAGGAUCAAAGGAAUCUCUCCUUGUCACUCUGUCACCCAACACAUUUUUUGCUUUCCAGAUAAACUCGUUGCAGAACGAAGUCACACUCGUUUCGGUAAUUGACAAUAAAGCGUUAGACAUUUACUUACAAGGUAUGAAGAAAAUUGAUUUUUUGAAUUUGAAGCGUCAAUAGUUCAACGAUGUGUCUAUCAAGCAAGAUAUUUUGUUGUUUUAUGCUCCUAUUUGUUGUUGUUUCGUCGUUUGAGUCUCAGGGAAAUUCUACGAAAAGCGAUAAGCAGAUGGAGAAUUCGACGGCGCAGGAUGAUCUUUUUGAAAGCUCUGUGAAAUAUCCAAAUGACAAGAUUGAGUCAACACGAUGCAAUUCACGUGAAAAUGUUAUUAAGAAUGACGACGAAAUGCAAUAUAAGACCGAUAUUAAUUCUACAAGAAGCAAUAAAGAGAAUUAUGAUAACAAUUCGAAACGAUACGAGUCUCACGAUUAUAUCAGGAUAGAUUGCGAAAAAAGUAAGCAGAUGAAAUUUGAUGCAAAUUCUACAGAGAUCAAUGAUUCGAUGUUACAAGAAAUUAAGUAUCUUUCCAAGAUCAAAAACGAGAGUAAUUUCACAACGUACGAAGACGGAAAUUCCAAUACAGACUAUAAUAUUAAAACCAUCAUUGUUCCAAAUGAAGCGUGUCACAAUGUGACUUGCAUUCAGUUCUGCUGUCCUUUUGAUAAUAAACUGACGAUGAAGGGCAACUGCGUUGAAAAAGGAAACGGUAGUUUCUUUCUUCCAGCCGUUUACAAAUAUGAGAACGAUUCUGAGAAUAAAAAAAACCAAUUGCUUUAUCUGACUGUCCGCGAUCCAUGUGUUUUACAAGGAUUUGGACGCAGUCUACUUGAUUUCAAAACAUACAAGUUUCUCAUCGAUGGCUCUUUAUACCAAAAUACUGACAAACUCAUUUUACCGACGUCCUAUUGCUUUGCCAUCUUGGGUCGAGACAUUUAUGAUGUUAUUGUUUGCAAUAAUAAGACUAAACUUCCGAUAUACGUAUCCGCGUGUCUCCUAGUGUCUUUGCCGUUUCUGCUAUUGACAUUCGUAAUAUAUUCCAUAUUGCCGGAGCUCCAAAACAUGCAUGGUUAUACAUUACGUGCACACGUUGCCUCAUUAUUUAUUACGUAUGCAAUUAUGUAUUUUGGUCAACAAGUUUCUGGAUUAGCUGAUGACACAACAUUUUGCAUUUCAUUGGCUUAUAUUUUCAAUUUCUUUUUUUUGUCGAGCUUUUUUUGGCUAAAUGUAACAUGCUUCGAUAUUUGGUCGACAUUCAGAGAACUCCGUUCAUGUCGAACAAAUGUAAAGCAAGAGAAAAAAAAGUUCAUGAUAUAUUCGGUCUAUGCAUGGGGAAUCCCUUUGAUCCUUAACAUUAUCUGUGCCAUUAUGGAUUAUAUUGAAAUACCAAAUUGGAUCCGGCCAGAAAUAUGUGAGAAAAAGUUUUGGUUUGGUGAGGAUCGAGCAAAAACAAUAUAUUUUUAUGUACCCAUGGGUGCUACUAUUAUCAGUAACAUUUGUUUUUUUAUCGCCACAACGGUAACAAUUAUGUACCAGAAUAAACAUACAUCUAAGAAACUAAGAGACUCAGAGAGUAAGCGCCAUAAUGAAAAUAAGCAGAGGUUUAAUAUGUACCUAAAGCUGUUCAUAGUGAUGGGAAUAAGUUGGGUUAUGGAGAUAAUAGCGUGGUCGGUCGAGGCCGAUCUUGUACCAUCAGCCAUUUGGUAUCCCACUGAUAUAAUAAAUGCUUUGCAAGGUUUUAUCAUUUUCAUCAUAUUUGUAUGUACAAAAAAAAUAAAGCACCUGUUGCUAAAACGAUAUGGCGGGCAGAAUUGCGGUCCAUUCGGUAAAAUUCCAACAUACAACGAGAGCACGGUGUCGAAUACUACUUCCACAUCAACAUCAGGAUCAGUAGUCAUGCAAGAAGUCAAUCCAUCUAAUCAACAACUAAAUUCGCAGACCCAGAUUAAUUCUACUUAUAGCGCUGAAAUGUAAAGGAAAACAAAUUUUAUUACAGAGUUAGCAAUUAAUCAUCAGCCAAAGAUCAAUCUUGCAUUAAUAUAUUAAUGUAUCUUGCUCUUUUUGAAACAACAAUACAUUAUAAUACAUUAUGUAUACAUAUGUUUUAGUAAAUCGUUUUGUAAAA